Molecule: messenger RNA, 705 nt
Organism: Thamnophis sirtalis
Lineage: Eukaryota; Metazoa; Chordata; Lepidosauria; Squamata; Natricidae
Source: RefSeq, a predicted model, not a curated record
CUCCAAGGGAAGCUCCAAAAGAUUGCCUGCUGGGAACGGUGAGGGUCCCUACCAGAGACCUGCUGAUUCGGAGAUCAGGCCUUAGAGGUUGGUAUCCCGUCAUUCUCCCGGAGGACCUCUUGGCAUCGCAGCGCGCCGACGUCACGCAGAGCAUCGUGGGAGGUUUGGAGAUUUCGGUCGCCUUUGUUCUCCCCGCGGACCGGGAGCGUGUUCUGGAGACGGCCACCCAUGUAGGGUGGGACUGGAAGGACACCUACUCCGAGGAUCCGUGGGAGGAUAGUGAGAGUGAAGAGCGGACCCCUUCGACAUCGCUCCGUGUGACUAUUUCCACCCCUCGGCUGUGGCUACCGCUACAGAGCAUGCUACUCGCAGGAGAAGCGCAUUUAAACAAAAGCGUCUACUUCUAUCUCCGCUACAAGCUCUACGACCAGGAAGCCACUUGGUCUUCCCUCCGGAGGCCAAAGUUGACGGAAGGCGACACACGCGGGAUGGUGAUCUUUAAGAAACCCAACCGGACGGAUCUCCAGUCGAGUCCGACCUUGCUCUGGUACUUCAGGGAAGAGAAACUGGAACUCCAGGUGUGGCGUGCGUACGGCAAAGAUGGCGAUGCGGAAAGACCGCUGGAUACCGACCGCUUGAUCGGAUCCGCCUAUGUGGACCUGGCACCGCUGGCGGAGAGCUCACGAAAGAAGAAAACGGUCAGCG